UAACUUGGCGUUGUGUUCAUCUCCCUCCAGUCAUGUCUGAGCCACAGAGAUGGGCAAGAUCGAGAGCAACGAGAGGGUGAUCCUCAAUGUCGGGGGCACCCGGCACGAAACUUACCGCAGCACCCUCAGGACGCUGCCCGGGACGCGCCUGGCCUUGCUUGCUGCCUCGGAGCCCCACAGCGGCGGUGACCACCCGGUCGGCGGCCGCGAGUUCUUCUUCGACCGGCACCCGGGCGUCUUCGCUUACGUGCUCAACUACUAUCGCACCGGCAAGCUGCACUGUCCAGCAGACGUGUGCGGGCCACUCUUCGAGGAGGAGCUGGCCUUCUGGGGCAUAGACGAGACCGACGUGGAGCCCUGCUGCUGGAUGACCUAUCGGCAGCACCGCGACGCCGAGGAGGCGCUCGACAUCUUCGAGACCCCCGAUCUCAUCGGUGGCGAUCCCGGGGACGACGAGGACCUGGCGGCCAAGAGGCUGGGCAUAGAAGAUGCAGCGGGGCUCGGGGCGCCAGACGGCGCCGCUGGCCGCUGGAGGAGGUUGCAGCCCCGCAUGUGGGCCCUCUUUGAGGACCCCUACUCGUCCAGAGCCGCCAGGUUUAUUGCUUUUGCUUCUUUAUUCUUCAUCCUGGUUUCAAUCACAACCUUUUGCCUGGAGACACAUGAAGCUUUCAAUAUUGUUAGAAACAAGACAGAACCAGUCAUCAAUGGCACAAGAGCUGUUCUACAAUAUGAAAUUGAAACGGAUCCUGCCUUGACAUAUGUAGAAGGAGUAUGUGUGGUAUGGUUUACUUUUGAAUUUUUAGUCCGUAUUGUUUUCUCCCCCAAUAAACUUGAAUUCAUCAAAAAUCUCUUGAAUAUUAUUGACUUUGUGGCCAUCCUACCCUUCUACUUAGAGGUGGGACUCAGUGGGCUCUCAUCCAAAGCUGCUAAAGAUGUGCUUGGCUUCCUUAGGGUGGUAAGGUUUGUGAGGAUCCUGAGAAUCUUCAAGCUCACCCGCCAUUUUGUAGGCCUAAGGGUGCUUGGACACACUCUUCGAGCUAGUACUAAUGAAUUUUUGCUGCUGAUAAUCUUCCUGGCUCUAGGAGUUUUGAUAUUUGCCACUAUGAUCUACUAUGCUGAGAGAGUAGGAGCUCAACCUAACGAUCCUUCAGCUAGCGAGCACACACAGUUCAAAAACAUUCCCAUUGGGUUCUGGUGGGCUGUAGUGACCAUGACUACCCUGGGCUAUGGGGAUAUGUACCCCCAAACGUGGUCAGGGAUGGUGGUGGGAGCCCUGUGUGCUCUGGCCGGAGUACUGACAAUAGCCAUGCCGGUGCCUGUGAUUGUGAACAAUUUUGGAAUGUACUACUCCUUGGCAAUGGCGAAGCAGAAACUUCCAAGGAAAAGAAAGAAGCACAUUCCUCCUGCCCCUCAGCCAAGCUCACCUACCUUUUGCAAGACAGAAUUAAAUAUGGCCUGCAAUAGCACACAGAGUGACAUGUGUCUGGGCAAAGACAAUCUACUUCUGGAACAUAACAGAUCAGGUAAGGCACAAUUUCAAAUGCGUGUUAUAAAUACUUUAUAGACCAGUAUCUUAAGCGGGGGGAGGCAGCCAUUCUUAUUUUCCGCAAAUGUUCAUGAGUUCUCAGCCCUACCCCUUCACCAAACUUUUCUGCAUGUGUCAGGCUUGUAGAUGACUAGAUUAUAGCAUUUCCAAAUGAACUUCAAAUAGAAAUCUGCAUAGCUGGUCUAUAGAGUUUUCCUGCUUUAGUGGGAAUGCCCUUUGCUGAUGGUGCCAAUAUUUUCUUUUGCCUGUUUGUUGCUUUUGUGCCAAUGUUUCGUUUCCCUGCACGAUGUAAUGGUAUAAUAUCGAUCAUCUUCCACUCUUCAUCCUCAAAAUGUUGAUCUCCAUAUUGUUUGGCUUGGUGUGUUUGUCUCAGUUUUACCUCUGCCACAUGGUGGUGUGCAUCUCAGUAUAAUUCAGAAGAGGCAGUUAUUUAAGAAGAGUAGAUAUUUUCAUUGCAAAAGCCUAAAGACCAAAGAGGUGAUAUGGGAGAUGGCCUUUUUAAAAAACAAAACUCUUCCCUAGUAAUAUUCUCAAGGAUUGGGUAAAUUUUCAAAUUUUUAAAGUAGGUAGGGCAUCUCAGUAUAACCCCUGUGAUGAAACAAGAUGCCAUGACAUAUAAAUUAACCCACCUUUAGUCAGGGCAUAGAUGAUCUGCUUUGGAAAAUCAAUGAAAAAGUUAUUCCUCUGUGGAUUUCCCUUUUUUAUGCACUAUGCAUUGGACUCUGCUCACUCCCAGAACUGAGUUUUGGAUGAUUUACCACCUGAGAUAAGGAGAAACUGGUCCCUUCCAUUACCAGAGGUAAUCUAGAGUUGAUUGACUGUAAAUUGACACUUAGUUUGCCAAAGGGAUAGUCAGAUGAAAGAUAGGGUCAUCUCUUGUCUGUUAUGUCUGGUACAGAAGAAAUAUUUUGUAAACAAUCUAAUUAGCUUUUAGUCCACUGUGAAAAUUUAAGGCCUUUGCCUUCCCUGAAACUUAGAUACAUUCAAUAUUUUUCUUGUAGAAAAUUACUUAUGGCAAUCCUAAGUGAAUAAUUUCUUACAAUCAGACAUAACACCAAUUAAACAUAACAAACAAAAAAACACAGUGACGUCUUUUACAGGUCUCUCUUUAGCUUCCAGAAAUUUUUAUGGGGUAGAUGAAAAAAAAGAUUGGCUAAGACUUCUGUUUAAAAAUUUUAUUCAUAGCCCUCAUGUUCACUUAGUAGACUGUUCUGCAAAGUCCUCCUAAAUAAAUAUCUGAAAAGUGUUAUAUGUCUUUAUAAAAGGUAGAGUUUAGUUGGUAUCGCUGUUGUCAUCAGAGGACCUGUGCAGAACCCUUAUGAAGGGCCUGAAAAAAGAGGACACACUCUCUGACCAGAAAAUCAUUGUUAUAGCAAGAUAACAUCUAGGAUGAUAUACUGCAGAAGUCUUUGGCUAGCGUAUAGAAAUAAACAUGUAGUUGUUUCAAGGACAUUUAGAGAAGUUGAUCUUGUUCCAUUGUUAGGUUCAAAAUAUUUUCAGCUUAAAAAUAGAGUACGUGACACGAAGUUUGUGCAUUCUGAAAUUAUUUUUACUAAGAUUUUUGAGAGAAAAAUUUAGUUUCCGAAAAGAAUAACAGCAUGUGUUGUAAAAGAACUAUGAAGACAAAUACUUAUAAGAGUUUAUUUUUAAAUAUGCUCCACUUUUAAGGAUUCCUAU
Trichechus manatus latirostris (Florida manatee) is the source of this 3223-nucleotide messenger RNA. RefSeq names its product potassium voltage-gated channel subfamily C member 2 (gene KCNC2). The record is from RefSeq and is a predicted model, not a curated record. Bases 50 to 1564 code for a protein of 504 amino acids. Gene Ontology annotation, molecular function: delayed rectifier potassium channel activity; protein binding. Gene Ontology annotation, cellular component: axon terminus; dendrite membrane; presynaptic membrane. The transcript has 3 exons. Gene Ontology annotation, biological process: protein homooligomerization; potassium ion transmembrane transport. Lineage: Eukaryota; Metazoa; Chordata; Mammalia; Sirenia; Trichechidae.